Molecule: messenger RNA, 2883 nt
Organism: Symbiodinium sp. CCMP2592
Lineage: Eukaryota; Dinophyceae; Suessiales; Symbiodiniaceae
Source: the annotation of a GenBank genome assembly
AUGUCACGCUUGAGCCAGCUAUCGCUGCUCUCCUUGAACAGCCUAUCGAUAGACUUACUUUUGCUUCACCAGUUGAUGGUCGAUUGCAGGAUGCUUGUCAUCACGGUUGCAAUUGUGAGCAAGUUGUGGCAGUGCAGUGUUCCCCGCCACCUCAGGGCGGUCGUGAUCCAGGUAGGGCGUCCACUGACUUACACCUGGCUUGAUGUUCCAGUUGUCAGCAUUGGCUACCUUGCCCGGUUCACCGGUUUCUUCCGUUUGCCCGUAGGCUAUCACCUUUCUAUCGAGCGGGCAAUACCAGCUGCAGCCGAAAAUCACAUCCAUGUGCGUAACGGCGAAGUUAUUGUUUUCGGGUUCCGCUCGGCCGAGGAAUCAGAAGCGCAUUCCUCACCAAGCCAACCGGAUAGUACCUACUGGGUCACCAGCAAUGAUCACUCGCUUCCUGGUCAUGUUACUGUUGAUUCUUGCAAGCGUAACAGUGGUCCAACGUUGCAGCAGCGCCUUGUCGAUGUCGCGGGUGAUGUUAGAGGUUUCCCAUCUGAAUUUGAUGCCCUGCAAGAUGAGGAUGAUCUUGCCCUCCCUAGGUAUCAGGCUCCUGCACCGCGGGUCGAGGACCCCCCUUUUGAGGAAGGUGGGGAAAGUGAAUCUGGUCCGCCUGCCGCUCACUUUCUUGUUCUUAUCCCCGACUGCCUCCCAGAGCAAAUUACUGUCGACCUUGAGGACGGGCUUGGUUUGCAAGAUGUCUUGGAUAUUGUUUCCGAUUCACUUGACGAGCAUCGCUCCUUGCUCUUUCCUCUACUUGUCCCUGCCGACCCACAGCCUGACCCGCAUUGGGGUACCCUCCUUGCCUUGCCACCAUGGGCAGUUGGGAUACCAGUUGCCUGCUUUGAUGUCCGAGAAAUUGACGGACGGCUAUUUGCUCUUGAAGUCCCUAGACAGGCUACGAGUGACCUGCUGUGUAGAUAUGCCGGAUUGGACGAUCAGGGCACUUUCUCAGUUUUUGCAUAUGGCAGUCGUACACCACUAGAGCCGCGAGAAGUCGCUGAAUACGUUCCCGGUGGAACCAUUGUUUUUGCUAUCAGUACCGGUCGCCGACGCAGACCUGUGACACUUGAGCACAUGUUGGCUCGCCAGCACCACUGGGAUCCAGAUCCUGAGCUUCCCUUUGGACCGGUUGGACAUCACCACUGCUGUGUUACCAGUGGGCAAAGAUUGGUCACUUGGGACGUUGCCCGACAUGCCGACCUGCCCUCUGCAGUUGCUGAAGUCUUGCAUUUUCAACCCACAGCUUUCGCGUUGACGUCGGCAUCGCCUGCUGUAACUGAUGCUGCCAUCUCUGGCCACCAUUGCCUCAAUGUCCAUGCCAUUGAAGUCUUUGAGUUUCGACAUGAGAGGGCACUCACCUUCGGCCUACUUGACUGCCGCCCCCUACUACAGGGAUGGUCGCUCAUUGAAGCCCCGACUGGGCGUGCCUCUUACUCCGACAUUGUUACAGUCCUUGAUACUUUCGCUCCUGCCGGCUGGAUCUCUCAGAUUGAUCCUGUUGGACUUGACGAUCAAGGUACAUUCCAGGUCCUACCAGGGCAAGUUUUUGUUGCCUCUUACGCGCCGGAUUCGGACCAAGAAGCUGUUCCCGUCGAAGCUACUGCUGGAGAACGAUGGACAGAUGAGACACAGAUCUCGCAGUCGAUCUCCUCCUGGGGACAGUGGAUUUAUACUGCGCCAGAUGGGGAUGAGCACUUGUUUCCGCCGCAGUCUGACCCUUCUGACGACGGCCUUGAUGAGGAGGCCAGGCUUCGCACCCUCCCUUUCAUCAUCCUUGCUCCGGGAUACCAUCAGAGGUAUACCUGGGUCAAUCUUCUUGUGCCCACCAUUCCUGCCGAAGCUAUCAUUGCUGUCCAACAGUGCCGGUCACAAGACGAUUUGCGCCGCUUCCCUGUUUUGUCAGCUGCCUUUCAGCAGACCCUACCUGGGGUUGGGGUCCUUAUUGGCGAACCACCAUGGUCUGUACAUGCUUCGACCAUCUGCUUGGACGUCACAAGGGUAGAUGGACGCCUAUUUGCUGUUCGUGGUCGUGCAUAUGCUGACCGGCAUGCAUUGCUGUAUCUUGCCGAUUUGCCCUUGUCCAGUGAUGUUGCCAUCUUCGUAGGUGGUGACACACAUUCCCUCCCCGAGGGAGCAGAAUGCCACCUGACACAUGGACUGGUUGUUGUUUUCGUGCCAGCAGGUCAUGGUCCGCCACAGUGCCGCUCUCUUGGGGACAUGCUUCUGCGCCGGGCCUCCUGGGGAUAUAGGACAUCUGAUCUGCCUACUGCCCCUGACGACACUUACGGUCUAUUGUACGAAGGCCAAUGCAUCUAUCACCAAAGGGGCAGUGUCAGCCCCUUCUUGUACCGGCAACAUAUUGCCGCCUGCAUUGGAGUUCCGGUCGACAGCCUUCGCCUCUUUCCUGCUGCUCCCAGAGUCAGUGAUGCUAUCAUUGAUGGGUGGCCUGUGCGUAAUGUCAUUGGCAUCGCCGACACCUCUGCCCAUUUUGCUGGGACCUCUCGUUGCAUUUUGCUUGAUGCACGACCAAUUGGACAAGGUUGGUUUGAGCACCGGGUUCAUGGUGAGUGGAUCGAUGUUGAUGAAUUGCUCCGUGACUUCUCUAGAGCAGCCCCUAUCGGUUGGAGUGCUGCCAUUGCGGGUCACCCUGCUACGGAUAGCCGGAUUGCCGUUGAUGCCGGCUCAGUGCUCACCAUUGAGUUCGUUGCCACACCUUGUGCCAGGCCACCACGUGAUUCUAGGUCUUCCAGCGAUCCUCCGAAUUCUGCCUCGGAUGAGCAACCACACCCCACCACCGUUCAUGCUGCUGCAGACAAUGCCACUCCCAUUAGACGAGCCUGA